Molecule: messenger RNA, 1119 nt
Organism: Actinia tenebrosa (Australian red waratah sea anemone)
Lineage: Eukaryota; Metazoa; Cnidaria; Anthozoa; Actiniaria; Actiniidae
Product: adenosine receptor A3-like
Biological process (GO): G protein-coupled receptor signaling pathway
Cellular component (GO): membrane
Molecular function (GO): G protein-coupled receptor activity
Source: RefSeq, a predicted model, not a curated record
CUGAUAAUGGACCGAUUUACGAGCUAUGUACGAGAUACUGACGAACCAAACGCAUGAGAAGACCGUCCCUUGGCACCAAUAUAUGUCAAAUGAUUAUUGAGCUAUACCGUGGCCAGAAAGCUUUCAGAGAAGCUGGACUCUUCUGGGGUACGUAUAUACAAGGUACAGAGACAAGAUUUGGAACAUUUUUCUGCCUGAACAGCAAGAGGUUAUAUGUUGAUAUUCAAGUGCACAGACAAACAAAGUAAAUGAGAGGAACGACAACAGAAGCUUAAAAUGGCUAUAACUAUCGCGAUAUAUGUUUUCGUCGCCAUCAAUGCCAUUCUUUCUCUGACAGCGACCAUUGCAAACCCUCUCAUUAUCCUCGCCAUCUUCAAGACACCAACGCUUCACACUCCUUCCAACGUACUCCUCUGUUCUCUGGCACUCUCGGACUUCGGAGUUGGGCUUCUUGUACAACCUAUGUUUAUGGUUUUCUUGACUACGACAUCACUUUCCAUGCGAGUUGUAAAAACUGCAACUUUUUUGUUCGCAGGAGCGUCAUUUUUUACCAUGACAGCCAUUACUGUCGACCGUUACCUUGCCCUGCUUCUACAUCUAAGGUACCAAACAAUCGUGACGAACAAACGUACUCUAAUCUUAACUUUUAUUAUCUGGAUUGCGAAUCUUUUGGUUGCCAUUCUUAACGGGACAAGGUCCUCGUUCAAGCAUGACAUCAGUUCUAUCGUCAUUAGUUUUGUUUCCCUCGUUCUGUCGUCGUAUUGUCACAUCCAAAUCUACCGGAUCGUUAAACGACAUAAACGAGAAAUCCUCAAACAAACGCGGUCAAUCUCUCUUGGGUAUUCGUCCUCGUGUCUUCCAAGAAUCAGGCAAGGAAAAUCCAUAGCCAACUUGUAUUACAUCCAUGGAUUGUUCAUUUCAUGUUGUACACCGUAUCUUUUUGUUCAAGUGUGUUCUUACUUGUUUGAUAUUUCUAUGCACGACAUCGCUCUUCCAAUUUAUUUUACAACAACUUUGAUCUUUUUGAAUUCGACUUUGAAUCCGUUUUUGUUUUGCUGGAGGGUACAAGAUAUAAGAUUAGCUGUAAAAGACAUCUUCAAAAUUGGUAAAAAACAAUGA